Messenger RNA from Vitis riparia (riverbank grape), 887 nucleotides. RefSeq names its product 23.6 kDa heat shock protein, mitochondrial-like. NCBI's taxonomy places the organism in Eukaryota, Viridiplantae, Streptophyta, Magnoliopsida, Vitales, Vitaceae. Bases 76 to 702 code for a protein of 208 amino acids. The transcript is spliced from 2 exons. The record is from RefSeq and is a predicted model, not a curated record.
ACCUUCGCGGCUCACACCUCUCACAGUAAGCAUAAUAUCUUUCUGUGUGUUUCGUGCUCUUCAAGCUUCAUUUCAAUGGCUUCAUCCCUUGCUCUCAGGUCACUUCUCUCCAAGUCUCUUCGCCCCAAUUUCCGUGCUCUAGCCACAGCUCCCUCGGUCUCUCGAUCCUUCAACACCAACGCCAUCCGCGAUUACGAUGAUGAUGAGCGUCGUCUCGAUGUUGAUCGCCUCUCUGAUCGCUCCUUCUCUCGAAGAGGCGAUUUUGCUCCGAGCUCCUUCUCAGAUGUGUUCGAUCCUUUUUCACCGACUCGGAGUCUGAGCCAGGUCCUGAACCUGAUGGACCAUUUCAUGGACAAUCCAUUCCUCUCGACAUCUCGAGGUAUGGGAACUGGAAUUCGGCGAUCAUGGGACGUGAAAGAAACCGACGACGCUUUGCAUCUGAGAGUGGACAUGCCUGGACUGAGUAAAGAGGACGUGAAGGUAAGCGUGGAGCAGAACACUCUGACCAUCCAAGGCGAGGAAAAGAACGAAACGGAGGACGAAGAGAGCCGGAGGAGAUACAGCAGCAGAAUUGAUUUGCCGGAGAAGCUGUACAAGACUGGUGAGAUCAAGGCUGAGAUGAACAAAGGUGUGCUGAAGAUUGUGGUGCCAAAGCUGAAGGAAGAGGAGAGGACUGACGUCAUCAAUGUCAAGGUUGAGUAGUGUCAAGUGCUUGUGCGCUUUCAGUAUCUUGGUGUCUGGGCUUGGUUUUAGCUUAGGGUCUUCGAGUCUUGCCGAGUCCUACUGAGUUUUGGGAACCGAGUAAAAGUUUCAUCGGGUUGUAGUGUUAAUAAUGAAAAUGUGAAAAUUCAAAUUCUCAAGAAAAUCUGACAACCAAAUUCUUGAUA